Molecule: messenger RNA, 1995 nt
Organism: Drosophila persimilis
Lineage: Eukaryota; Metazoa; Arthropoda; Insecta; Diptera; Drosophilidae
Product: protein white
Exons: 4
Coding region: 1-1995 (664 amino acids)
Cellular component (GO): plasma membrane
Molecular function (GO): catalytic activity; ABC-type transporter activity
Source: RefSeq, a predicted model, not a curated record
AUGGAGAACUCCAUAAAAGGAAGAUUUAUGGGUGCGGUCUGCUACGACCUGAGCCGCUGCUGGCAAGUAGUGGAGACUCCCCACUACUCGAAUGUUGUCUACCGCCUGAUGACAUACAAUCUGUUGGCCCCGGAUAUGGUAGUGAAGCACAAGUCGCACUAUGGGGGCUUCGAAGAGCAGCAUCUGAAUUGGGGAAAUCGUCUGAACAAGCUCACGCAAGAGGUGCAAGUCCUCAAUCCGGACAUCCUCUGUCUGCAGGAGGUCCAGUGCAGUCAUCUGCCGCAGAUCAUGCGACGCUUCAAGGCGACCACCAUGCGGAGCUACAAUUACAUAUUCCAGCAAAAGUUGGAGAGUGAAUCCGAUGGUAUAGCCAUCAUCUACGAUAUGAUAAAGCUCGAGCUGAUCGGCCAUCGGGCCUUGGGGCGCCAAGUCCAGGAGCCCAACAAGCGUGAGGACUUCGAUCGCUUUGCCCUCAUGGGAAAGUUCAACCUGACCGGUACUCCCAAGCAGCUGAUCGUGUGCAGUGCCCAUCUACUGCAGGGCAGUCCCCUGGGUACGGAUGGGCGCCCAGACAUUGUGCAACGUCUGCGCAGCGAACUACUCCAAUAUAGCCGUGACCACGAGAACGGCAACUGCAUUCCAAUCAUCCUCGGAGGAGACUUCAACUUUUCGAGCGGCACCAAACCCUUCCGCACCCUGACGACGCCCACCGUCUAUUCAGCCUGUUCCAAGCAGUUGGUGCCCGUCUACACCACUACCACCAAGCAGGUGUCCGCCUACGACUCGAAGCAGGGCUGGAUCGAUGCCGAUCAUAUUUUCUACUCGAAGGGCUGUCCGCGCUACAAUAUACGUCCUUGCAGCUACUACCUGCUGCCACGCAUCUGCUUGGAGCAACUACCCAACCAUUUCCUCGGCUCAGACCACUAUUGUCUUGUUGGGGCCCAGUGUCCGACUAAUUACAAUCCGGCGGACUUCUACGUUCAGGUCCUGGCCGUUGUACCAGGCCGCGAGGCUGAGUCCAGAGAGAGGAUUGCCAAGAUAUGCGAUAACUUUGCCGUCAGCAAAGUGGCCCGGGGAAUGGAGCAGCUGCUGGCCACCAAGAAUCUCGAGCAGCCCCUGGAGCAGCCCGAAAAUGGUUAUACGUACAAGGCCACCUGGUUUAUGCAGUUCCGGGCAGUGCUCUGGCGUUCCUGGCUAUCCGUGCUGAAGGAACCGUUGCUGGUCAAAGUACGACUCAUUCAGACAACGAUGGUGGCCAUCCUGAUUGGCCUGAUCUUUCUGGGCCAGCAGCUUACGCAGGUGGGCGUAAUGAACAUCAAUGGGGCCAUCUUCCUGUUCCUCACCAACAUGACCUUCCAGAAUGUUUUCGCCACUAUCAAUGUUUUCACAUCGGAGCUGCCGGUAUUUAUGAGAGAAGCCCGAAGUCGUCUGUACAGAUGUGACACGUACUUCUUGGGCAAGACCAUAGCAGAGCUGCCGUUGUUCCUCACCGUUCCCUUGGUAUUCACUGCAAUUGCCUAUCCAAUGAUUGGACUCAGGCCGGGUGUGAUGCACUUCUUCAACUGCCUGGCACUGGUGACAUUGGUGGCCAAUGUGUCGACAUCGUUCGGAUAUCUGAUAUCCUGUGCCAGCUCCUCCACCUCGAUGGCCCUGUCGGUGGGCCCACCCGUCAUUAUCCCGUUCCUGCUGUUCGGUGGGUUCUUUUUGAAUUCCGGGUCGGUGCCCGUCUAUCUGAAGUGGCUGUCGUAUCUGUCCUGGUUCCGGUACGCCAACGAGGGGCUGCUCAUCAACCAGUGGGCGGAUGUGGAGGCAGGUGAAAUCAGUUGCACCUCCUCGAACACGACGUGCCCCAGCUCCGGCAAGGUCAUCCUAGAGACCCUAAACUUCUCGGCUGAGGAUUUGCCCCUGGAUUACUUGGGACUGGGCAUCUUAAUUGUUAGCUUUAGGGUAUUGGCUUAUCUGGCACUGAGACUCAGGGCCAGACGCAAGGAGUAG